UCAAAUUAUUCGUGAUGAUGAUGAUCUGUUUGGUUUCCUAACAAUCGUUGAUAAAGACAACCGUAGAUCUCUUUUGUUAGUGGAGGAGACGAGUAGAUGAUUUAUCCGCUUGCGUUUGGUGUACUCGACGGUGAGAAUAAUGCUAGUUGGACAUGGUUUUUCGAGAUGCUCAAAACUGCUAUACCAGACUCUUCUGAAUUAGUAUUUAUGAGUGAUAGAAACCAGAGCCUAAUCGCGGCUGUAGCUAAUGUGUUUCCACAAUCUCACCAUGGCCAUUGUAUAUGGCACUUGUCUCAGAAUGUGAGAGGGCAUGCUUGUAACACAACCAAAGCCGUAGUCGCAUGGAGAUUUAUGGAGUUGGCUAGGUGUUACACGGUGGCUGAGUUCGAGUCUGCUUACGCAUCUUUUAAGGUGAGAUUUCCUCCAGCAUACAAGUAUUUGGAGGAGCAUACAGAUAAAUGCACAUGGGCUCGGGUUUAUUUCCCAGGUGUGAGAUACAACUUGGACACUAGCAACAGUGUGGAGUCAAUGAACAGCGUCUUUAGGGACGCCAGGAGAUAUGCUUUAAUACCAUUGUUGGAUACAAUCAUCAAAAAGUUUUCAGACUGGUUCAAUGAACAUCAGAAGGACUCUGUGGCUGGGUCGAUUGAUACCAAACUGGUUCCUCUUGUCGAGAUUCACUUGCAUAACCUAUGGAGCACAGCUGAGAAAACACCAGUGCGUGAGCUUAAUAGUUAUGAGCUUGAGUACGAGGUAACCGACACUGAAAACGGGAAGAAUUAUGUUGUGAACUUGAUAGAGAAGAGCUGUAGCUGCAAGGUGUAUGAUUAUGAAAAGUAUCCUUGUCUGCACGGACUUGCUGCUUACUUAUAUUUCCUUGAGGUUGAAGCUGCUCCUGGUCGUCGACGUGAUGUGAAGAUAGAGUAUCAUGAGUUGUGCUCGAAAUAUUACUGGACAGAACUUCGGACAUUGGCUUAUUACAAGACCAUUUAUUCUGUGCUGGACAGGUGUGAUUGGAAUGUACCAGAUCACAUCAAAGAGCUUCAGAUCAUACCUCCGGAUCGCCUCAAGAGGAAGGGAAGAAAAAAUAAUAAGAGGAAUCCAUCUGUUGGUGAACGACGUAAAAGGACACAAAACAUAAGGCGACCAAGGCAAAAUUUCGGUUUCAGUUGGCUGUUGUUUGGAAUGCGUAGUAGUAAUCCCAGUGAAUCAAACUAGAUCUUCUGGUAUGGAUUUUAUUUCUCUUGUGUUGCUUUUGAAAAUAUUGGUAAAACUAAGUAUAUCUUUUGUGGCAUAGACUCGAAAGUUUGAAAGUUUGAAGAAUUCUAUGUUUAAGCGAUCUAACCAUGUAUUAUCUAAGUUUAAGUGUUUGUUUUGCAACCUCUGUUUAAGCGUUUUGGCAGUUAUGUUUAAGUGAUAUAUUGGAAAACCGCGGAAAACUAGUAUAACAAGGUGUAACUAUGAUAGAAAUCAGCAUGAUCCGAAAAUUGCCAACUACAUAAAUCUUAAUAGAAACACGGUCACCAAAUAUUAUAUAGCAGAUACUGCUUCUCAAAAUACAUUAGUGAAGAUAACAAAUAUUUACAAACCUCAUAAUAAAAAAACUCAUUGUUUCAUUAAAAAUAUAUCAUCGUAUAUAGUCUUUCAAAGAGAACUUUGUUAAUAAGAUCAGCUUAUAAAGAAGUAUUCUAUAGUUUUCAUGAUUUAAAAUAUGUUAUUGCACUAAUCAUUUAUGCUUACAUGGUAAUGCAGAAAAAUGACAAGUAGAACUUUCUUUACAAAUUAAAAUUAUACGUAAAACUAAAAAAUGUUGAAAUCACGAAAAGUAGAACUAUGAAGAAAAUUGGUAACACCAGAAACUUCAGUAUAACUAAGAGCAAAUAUUUCGGAGGGAGAAUAAAAAAAUUUUCGCGCCUAAACGAGAAAAGCCAAAAUUUCCAAUUAUUUUGGUCAAAAAGUAGAUUCCCUCUGCUCUUUUAUCUGUGUCUCAUUUUUUCCUAUCUUUUCCCAAACACUUUUUCACUUCCCCACCACUCUCUAUUUCAACUCUCUCUCACUAUUCAUACACUCUCUCUUUAUCCAUUCUCUUUCUAUAUUCUCUGAAGAUUCACGGUUUUACUCUUUCCCUUUUACUGAACAUGACUCAUCCGUAUGAAGAGAUGAAGGAGAUGAAGAGGCUGAAGAAACAUUACGACAUGUUAGGGUUCGUUGCCGAUGCCCAAUAUGGAAUUCCCACCCGUUGCCCAUGCGGUGGUGAAAUAAUGACGAAUGUUUCUCCAACUCCGAAGUACAAAUCAGAUUUCGAUACCUUGCCUGGGAGUAGGUACUUCACCUGCAAGAAUUAUGAGGACGAUGGGUUGCACUUUCGUCAGCCAUGGGCUUUUGGUGUUCAGCAAGAAGUGGAGCGCUUAAGGGGGGAGGUGAAAGAGUUGGCUGAAGAGAUUGCUAAGCUUAAGAGGCUCAUUACCUCGACCUCCCAUCCAUGAGAUUCUCAACCUCGCAAGUUCUGAGUUCAUGUGCUAAAAACUUUGUCUUCCCUAACUAUCUAUUUUUCUUAUUUCGGUUAACACAAGUCUUUGUUUGUUAAGAGAGAGGACUCUUGUUAAGACUUGUGUAAGUUUAUGUGUUCAAACUUAUGUUAUGCUAAGCACUCUUAUGUUUAUCAAUUGGUACUCUAUGUUUAGACUUUCAUCAUCAACCAUUAUUCUAAAAAACUAAUUUCCUACACAUUCCAAUGAUGUGUACUCUCUUAAACUAAUUUACUAGACUUUAUCAAUUGGUAAUCUCCUAGACUCUCACUCGACCUACACAAUAAAGUAAAAGCAUCCACAACAAAGAUUUCAUAACAUAGUUAAAAGUUCUAAAUCCACAUCACAAACAAGAAACACAUCAAAUGACAUCGUUUGUCUACUUCAUCAAAAACAUAAAACAAAGUUCUAACACACCAAGCAAGUGAGGCAUCUCUGCUUCACUUCUUCCUGCGUUUUUGUUUCUUUGCUUUCUCUUGUGCUGGUGCUUCUUCUUCUACUGCUUUAGCUUGUGCCUCCUUGACAAACUCCUCAAGCGGGACCAAUCUCCCAUCCAAUUGGUCAACCUUCUUGUCAACUGUACUCAUCAGUUUCAACGUUCUUUUCACCAACUUCAUAACAUCUCCCAGUUGAAUUGACUGCUCACCUCCUUCUAUUCCAUCCCCUCCUGCAGCUUCACUCGCUUCUGCCUGUUUUUGGCGCGCAGCUACAUCCUCGUCGUGCAUGUCUUGAAAAAAGACCUUAUAGCCUGCAUCCAGACACUUCUCCCAACUGUCCACAGCUAUAUCAGAUUCAUCAACAUCGUCUUCAUUUUCCAAAAUGUCAUCCAAGAGCCUUUCUUCUUGUGGAGUUCUGGUCACAAACACAAUUAAUUUUGAAUCUUAGCAACUUAGUGAGACCAUUGUUCCGUUCCUAGUCCUAACUUAGUUCAACCAUAGUUCCAUUAUCUAGUCUUACCUUAGUUCUAUCCUAGUUUUACUUUAAUCCUACCACUGUAUUACUCUAGUUCUACCACAGUAUUACUCUAGUUCUACCACAAUAUUACUCUUGUUCUACUUUAGUUCACAGGUUAACUUACGGUUGUGUUAGACAAUUCCUUGUUUAUCGCCGAAAGUGACACCCCUGUCAUUCCAUUUCAUUUGAAUGAGGACUUGCACAUCCUCGGGCAGUUGACAUCAGCUUCUUCAACAGGUUCUCUGAACGCCAAUCCUAGCUUAGGAAUUGCCUCGAAUGCAAGAAGCUGUUAUACACAACAUUUAUAAAAUACCAUCAGUAAAUAACAAUAGCAAUCAAGUCAUUAAUGGGAUUUUGCAUACCUCUAGUGGAACACAGAAACCCGAAAGCGGCCAUAAUGUACCCUCUUUCACCACCCCUCCAAAAUGCUUCAUUGUGUGAGAGAUCUCCUUCAGCAUGUAAUCAUAAGGGAAUCUCCCCCAUGGAAAGGCUUACACAAGUCAAGAUCAUCCACUGCUCUCUAGAACACCUCCAACACAAGAUUAGCCUUGUGUCCAACCUUCGUUUGCACGCAAACAACAUAAGCUAAGAAGAAUAGAACCGCCAUCUUCAGUCUGUCUUUGUGGGGUCCCAUGUUCACGAGCUUCUUCUUAACAUCCUCGAACCUUCUAAGUUCUCCUUCCUUCAAUCAACGAACUUCGUCCCACCAAGCUUUUUGUAGCCGAGAGGAUAGUUGUGGCAGAAUAGCCCAGAUAUCAAACCGUGUUCCCUCAGCCCAUAACGGAUGGCAACACCAUUCACAAUGAACCACACUUCUCUCCGCCUCUCGCAACCGGCAGUAUGCAGCAACAACAUCCACAUACCCUGAACCCUAUGGUUGUUCUCGCUUUUCAUGUGGAAAAUGUGUCUGAAUUGAGGAUGCUCCGUGAACCAGUUCCACUCCGCGUUAGACCGCUUCGGUUUCAGAUUGUGUAGCGUCUUAAUCGCACUAGCUAUCAUGCACCUCGUCCCUAGCUUUAUUUUUUUCGGUACUCAGAUGGCUUGAAGAACAUAUUGGUUAGUUUGAUUGCCUCGGGUGC
Molecule: messenger RNA, 4561 nt
Organism: Brassica napus (rape)
Lineage: Eukaryota; Viridiplantae; Streptophyta; Magnoliopsida; Brassicales; Brassicaceae
Exons: 2
Coding region: 97-1218 (373 amino acids)
Molecular function (GO): zinc ion binding
Source: RefSeq, a predicted model, not a curated record